Molecule: messenger RNA, 4016 nt
Organism: Sebastes umbrosus (honeycomb rockfish)
Lineage: Eukaryota; Metazoa; Chordata; Actinopteri; Perciformes; Sebastidae
Gene: ankrd33bb
Product: ankyrin repeat domain 33Bb
Exons: 5
Coding region: 872-2425 (517 amino acids)
Molecular function (GO): protein binding
Source: RefSeq, a predicted model, not a curated record
CUUUAUUGUAUUCCAACAGAAAACAUUAAAACUGUCUGGUCACGGGGGAGGAGAACACAAAAGAACAGCCAGAGAGAGAGAGAGCAACUAAAGGGAUUAGCAUGCGUCAGUUCAAGGGAAUGUCUCUCAUCCCAUUGGCGGCCAUCAUCAAAGGAAGCUCAAUGGUUCUCCACAGGGAAACACGAUUAGUCGCUGUUAGUAGGGACUGUUGCUGUUUCCAACCAAGACGACUGCCUGUUCCACUUUCCAGAGGACAACUUUAGCUUUAACUUCACAUCAAGACUUCAAGAAUCCAAGCUGCCCAUCUGGGUUCUGAAGCCAUGGUUAAAAGAUUUGACGGAAGAGGCUUUUGGUGGCAUCGCCAAGAGUCGCAUGGAAAUGGGCAGGGACUUUUCCACAAUUUAUAACUCCUGGGAAAAUCCGGGGCUUGUCGAACUCCAUUUAUUUGGAAAUGCAACAGAGUCAUUAAAGAGGAAAUCUUGUGACUCUCUUCGGUCACUUCACCAACCCAGAGUGACUACCUCAGAUCAUGCAUGUGAUCAAACCUUUCUUGAGAACUUGUGGAGUUCCGGGGAAUCCUAAACUUUAUGGCAUCCUGAGAAGAUUUAUUCGACAAUGACGGAGUAUUGGGAGCACGUGUGAUGAUGUCAUGCGUCCCUUGUGACCUCUGGUGACCGUUAUCUCUUGGGAAACCUGACUGAGACGGAAACAGAUAGAGGUCAGUAGCCUGGCAGGAUGCAAUCUUCUGUCUGGUAGGAUGAGAUUACGUAUUGCCGCAGCCCGGUAGACUGGACAUAAACUCUAGGUCCUCCUAGAGUUGUCCAGGCACCCCACAAGAAUUAAAAAAGUGUGGGUGCAAGGGAGGGUUUAAAUGGUGUUAAUAACAGAGGAACAAGGUGGAGGUUCAAAGGUUCGGGAGAAUGGAGUGUCCAGAGGCGUGGGGCUAUGUGUGGCUAUGGAUAAACCAGUCAUGUCCAUCACCAAGGUUGACGAAAAUGGGGAUGAGUGUGAGGUGUCAGGAGAGGACAAUAACGAGGAGACUGAAGUUGAUUACACGCAAAACUAUUGGGAGGAUGAGGACGAUAUCUACCAGGAGUUCGAGGAGUUGGACUUCGAGGCCCUGCCGCUUGACUGGGACAGGCAGAGCGUUCUCUCGGACGAUUCUUUCUAUCCCCAUGACAAUUCAGUUGCGUCCCACAUGUACCGCGUGCCGAGCCCCGACAGCCCUGAGCCCAUUUCCUUCUUUAAGGCCUGCUGCAACAACAACUCCAUCAUCGUCAGGAUUAUGAUCAGACAUGGAGUGACCGAAGAGGAAGUGAAAGAGACGGAUCGGAACAAAAGAUCUGGUCUGAUUAUGGCGUGCUACCAUGGCUACCUGGACGUGGUCAUCGCCCUCUCUCAUUGCCCGUACCUUGAUAUUAACUGGCAGGACAACGAGGGAAACACCGCUCUUAUCACUGCAGCACAAGCAGGUCACGCGUUCAUCUUCAACUACCUGCUCAACUACUUCCCCGGGAUGGACAUCGAGAGGAGGAACUGCCACGGCUUCACAGCUAUGAUGAAGGCUGCCAUGCAGGGCCGUUCCGACUGUGUCAGGGCUCUCAUGCUGUCCGGAGGUGAUAUUCAGUCACGAGACAACGGCCGCAGUCUGACGCCCAGGGAGUGGGCUAUCUUCACUGGUCGACAUGAGACGGCCUAUCUGAUGCUGCAGCUGAUGUCGAAGCCCUGUGCCGAGCAGUUCUGUGACUCCUUCUCCCUGGAGUGGCCCAUGUUGGAGGAGCUGGUGGCCCAGGCCCAAGAGCCAAAGUCCUGCUGGAGGCGCUUGAUCAACUUCCUUUCCUGCUGCUCUUUUAGGGUUUCCAUGAACAACAGGGUAAAUCCUGUGGACGAUGGCGUUUUUGACCACCUGGUCCAAAUCACCACCAGUAUCUGCAAUCCGGUCAUUGCCACGGCUUGCCGCACGGUGUGUCCAGGCAGCCCGCCGUGCAUCGGGAAGCGUCGCCAGGCCGUGCAGGAGAUCCUGAGGAGGCAACGGAUAACUGAGCUGAAGCGCUUGGGCCCGGACAGACUGAACAACUACAAGAGAUUUUUCGCAAACUCGCGGGCCAUCCUCAUCCCCAGGGAGAAGGAUCGGAGGGCCAGCCUGCAGCCUCAGCUGCUGGCCGACGUGGCCACGGUGGCCAUGAGACGAGCGAGCCUCCUGCCUCUGCAUAUGUUGAGGAGGAGCAGCGUGCGGCCGGGCCUCGUGGUGCCCAAAGUGAGGCUCUGCAAAGCCCCGGUGCCGAGCUUCUUACCGGAAAAACUCAAACGGAGCAGAGACCAAAACCAGCUCCAGAUCCCCAAGUGGAACUACAAGAUGAAGAAAAUAGAGAGGAGGCAGGAGGAGGAGAGGCAAAGACUGUUGCCUAUGAUACGGAGGAGAUGAGGGGAAACGGGAGAACUAACUGUUUGUUCACAUUAUCUCAGAAAGCAGGACAUGACUUUGUUAAUGUGAAUAUAACUGUUCAUUUUUAGGGAUGCACCGAUAUAUCGGCCGAACUUUGGUAUCAGCCGAUAUUCGCCUUGUUGACUGCCAUCGGCCUAACAGCAAAUAAGAUGACAUUCGCCGAUGGCGUUGGCCGAUGUUUAUCUGUUGUGUUGCAUCAAUUUUGCACCGGCUAAAGGUUGUUGGUUAUUUGUGCUCGAAGUCGGAGCUCUUCAUCUGUUUCCCGGGGGCGUUCUGCUGCUACUAUUCCACUAGUUAAACGAUCGUAGAAGGUGUCGUUCUCUCGGAUGGAUAAAAAAAAAAAAAAAAUGGGUCACCAAAUAUACUUAGGUGGCCGUUAAUAUAUGCGCACAUUGGACCAGAAUUUUGCAAUCGGUGCAUCCCUACGUAUUUUCAUUUUUGUAUGCUGAGAUUGCCGACGUUGUUGGAUUUGUUGCCUUGUUUCUACUUGAGUUCACACGCUUCAUUUGCGAGGCAUAACUUGUGGUGCAAUGUCAGAGAUACAGGAACUCAGGAAAAAAAAAAUCCACAUCCAGUAUAGUAUUUGUAAUUCUAAGGAUGCUAACAAAACACAUGUUUCCAUGUAUAUUUCUGUUAGAUUCAGUGACAUGUGGCAAAAGAAGAUUAAGUGUAAGGGUUUCAGUAAGCUGUAAAAGAAGUGCUUGUCUAAAGCGGAGGUUCCCAGCUCGGAACAUUUGGCUCACGGGACGCAAAGAAGGAAACAGAAAGAGGAAAGAUUCAGUAAGAGAAGUAGGGAGAAAACAGGAACAGAGGAGAGGCAGAGAUUACUAAUGGAAGAAAAAGGUUUAGGACGAGAGAACAGGAUGAGAGAUCAGGCUGACGUCAGCAAUGGUGAACUUUGACAGGAAGAUUUGCCAGAGAGGAAUACCAAAAAGGGGGAGGAGGGGAGCCGGUCGGAGGGAUCUCACAGGAUGGAGAGAGGAGCUCCGACACGGCCAAAUGAAGAUCGGUGGCUGGCUGCUACAGCAGGAAAGGAUCACCGAGCAUGCAGGAUGAAGCCAAGAAGCCAUUUUACACUGAAUCAUAGUCCAACAGGUAUUUGAAGGGAAGCUUGUGAGCGGUAUUUGACAGCUGAGCUGAGGAGUCGGCUUUGUGAGGGCUUUGUGGAGAACUGGAAAGGCAGAGCCAAAAAUAAACAGCUUAGUGCUGGACUGUUGAGUUGCUGACUUCCAAAAUAAUCACAUAAGAUAGUCCACUAGUGCUACUGUAGGUAUCUCCUGCUCUGUGAGAAAUGGAGGCACCACCAUUAGCUGCCUGAGUAGCCUACAUGUGUGUUUUGAUUUUGCAUUGGAAUGACAGUAAUGAAAAAGACAUUUAGAAGAGCUUUUACGAAAUACAAUAAAUGGAAUACAGUGCUACAAAAUAAGUCAGUAAGGCACUUUUACUAUGUAAAUAAACUUAUGUACUGUAUGUAUAUUUCCUGUUUCAGUGUAUUUCGGUGUCUUCAAAUGGGGUCGUGUUUACGAGAUGAGUCCAUAUGAACGCGUCGUAUUCACAACCUCUUAAGUGG